This is a messenger RNA of Amphiprion ocellaris (clown anemonefish), 4337 nucleotides long. Its product is annotated as transforming growth factor-beta receptor-associated protein 1. Gene Ontology annotation, biological process: vesicle-mediated transport; intracellular protein transport; endosomal vesicle fusion. The record is from RefSeq and is a predicted model, not a curated record. The transcript has 11 exons. Gene Ontology annotation, cellular component: membrane; cytoplasm. Lineage: Eukaryota; Metazoa; Chordata; Actinopteri; Pomacentridae. Bases 749 to 3259 code for a protein of 836 amino acids.
GAGUAACAAAUAUAGCUGUGAUUGUAGCUUUAAAAUGCUGAUCUUUUUAUGACCACAGUAUCCCCUCAGAGCCAUCCUUUAGACAAUCAUUGGUGUAAAACAAACCGCUGCUGUGCUUCUGUUGCCUCGUGACCUCAUGUAUGUUGUAAACAAGCUCAGAGAGACCAUAUAUAGUUUGAGCUGCAGAUGACUUGCUUUCCUUCUUGUCCAUUACACACUGACCAAAGCCACCACUUUAGUCCUUGCACAUACUACACAUAUAUUUAUACAUAUGGAUAUAUACAUGUAUGUGUAAAAGUACAAGUGACCAUAACUGUGGCCACCUCAAAAAAUCCAUCUUCUUUGUUUUCAUACUUUAAAAGAAAGUCGUUUUUCUUGGUGUGGCUGCUGGAAGAGUUGUGCAAGUAUCCUCACAUGGCAGGAUGAGCGCUGUAAAAUGCUGACAUAGAUUUCCUGUCAGUACACAGUCACACGGGGGAGGUGAAGCUACUUUACACUUCAUAAACUUUGUGGAGGAAUUAGAGGAAGGUUGAACAGCAGAGAGGUAGGGACGUCUUAUUGUACAUUUUUCACAGAAAAAGAACUGCAGCUUUGAUUCAGUCAGACAUGUUUUCCAAGGACUUUUCACAGUAAAAAGAUUUGGCAUUAAAGAAGUCUCUUUCUCCCUGCAUGCUGGUGAAUUAUUACUCGACUCGAGCUGCGUUUGCCUCUUUUACCUUUGCAUAUCCAACAUCCAUAAAUUUCUGAAAUGGCUUUUAAAGCAUUCACACUACAACAAGUCUACGAAAAGCUAGCAGCCUUGAAAGAGAGGGACAAAUCCAGCAUCCAGUGCCUUGAGUGUUAUGACCGAAAUGUGUAUAUAGGGACCAAAGAUGCAACAGUCCAGCACCUCUUUCUUACCCUUGGUACAAAUGGAGACCAGAGCAAAACCAGAGAAGGUAGGGCAAGAAAACUAGGCUCAAGCAGCUCAGUAACCCAACUGAGGGCAGUUCCACUUUUCAACCAUCUGCUGGUCCUGUGGGACCGAUGCGUUACUGCCCUCAACAUGUUCUCCUUGGAGCCUGUUCCUGCUCUGAAGAAAAUCCAGCAUGUGUCUUUGUUUGAACUGUGCGACUCAUCGCUGGCAGCGCAGGCAGCAUGUGUGGAGAUGGUGACGUCCUCCAGCCGCCGGAAAGUGAUCCGGAUCCAUGUGGUGGGAGUUGACAGGUGGGAGGUUGUAAAGGAAGUCCCUCUGCUCCAAGACCCUGUGGCUUUGGCAGUAGAUGGUACAAGUCUGUGCCUUGCCACCAGUGACAGGUAUCUCCUGUGUGAUAUCCAGACUGGGAGCACUGAGGAGCUUUUUCCUCAUCAGCACAGCAGGCAGCAUGCCAUCGUCACCUCAGUGGGUCGAGGGGAGUUCCUCCUGAACGGCCCCGGAUAUUUGGGCAUGUUUGUGAUGAAGACAGGGAUAUGCCAGCGCCCUCCCCUGCAGUGGCCUCAGGAGGUGCUGGCAGCCGGAGUCUGUUUCCCUUACAUCCUAACCCUGCAGCCCCAAAUGCUGUCUGUCUGCAGCAUGUUAGAUCAGCAGCACAAACAGACUGUGAGUCUCAGCGGAGCAAAGGGUCUGAUUUCCACAUCAGACGGCGCGUUAGUGUUCACGGAGAGAGACGUUUUCAGCCUGAGCCUGGUGCCGUUCGAAGAGCAAAUCCAAGCACUUGUAGGACACGAGAGAGUGGAGGAGGCCUUAUUGCUGCUGGAUGGAGUUCAAAGCCAUCGUCCACUUGACUCAUACAAGGAGCUGCAGAAGGCCAUCACUUGCCUGGCUGGAUUUGCUCAUUUUUACCAGGAGGAUUUUUCUGAGGCCAGAGAUUUAUUCAUUAAAGGUGAGCUGGACCCCAGAGAAAUCAUCCGCCUCUAUCCUGGCAUGCAGCUGUGUCUCGGCGAGGACUUUCAAUCUCAUCUUGAUCAAGUGAACAAGUGCAGAGAUCUCCAGGUGCUCUGGCAGGACGACAGAAACACAUUUCAUCAUUACCUGGCCUUCCUGGGAGACUUUCUCAGAGCAGUCAGAGGCACAGAGCAAGGCCUGAAGUGCAGUAAGGAAGUGGACGGCGCCCUCCUGAGGCUGUAUGUAGAACCGGGAGACACUGAGAAUCUACUGCAGCUUGUGGAUUCUCCUAAUGAGUGCAGCCUGAACCAGUGUGUUCCUGUUCUGGAGCAACACAACAGAUUUUUUGCAUUAGGUUUACUCUACAAGAGCCAUGGAUUGCAAAAUGAUGCACUAAAGACUUGGGUGAAGAUUACAGAUGGCUUCCACCAAGACCCUUCCUGCUCAGAUGUGUAUGGACACAUAGUGAGGACUCUCAGUCAGCUGGAAGACAAAGAGACUGUGUGGGCAUUUGCAGACUGGACUCUGCAACGAAACCAGGAGAUAGGUGUGCAGAUUUUCACCAAGCGUCCUCCGGAUGAUCAAUUUGAGACACAAAAUGUCCUCACCUUCUUGGAGAAGUAUCCCCUGGCAUUGCUUUUGUAUCUUGAGUUUUUAAUACAUGAUUUGAAUAGUGAGGAGGAGAGCUAUCACAACCGUCUGGCCGUGGCAUAUGUUAAUCAGACGCUGCAAGAGGAAGAGGAAACAAAGUCAGAUGCGAGGGAGACCAGAGGGAAGCUGCAGCAGAUGCUAUGGGAUUCCGAAUUCUAUGACAUCUCCACUGUGUAUGACAGAGUGAAGUCAACAACCCUACACCCGGAGAAAGCCGUUCUCCUCGGCAGGGCUGGUGAACACUCCACAGCACUGCAGCUGCUUGUUCAUCAGGAGAAAGACCUCCAGGCUGCAGAGGCCUUCUGCUGCAGGGCGGCUCAAGGCCGAGGCUCACACUUCAGACAGGUCCUGCUGCUGAACCUGCUCCAGAUCUACCUGAGCUCUGAGGCUCUCACAGGUGCUGCUGUGGAUCUGCUCAACAACCACCCUCAGCUGUUUGCAUUAGAGAAAGUGAUCCAGCUGCUUCCUGAAUCCUGGUCUGUUCAGCUGGUCUCCCCGUUCAUAGUUGGAUCUCUGAGGAAAACCUUCCACCAGAGGCAGAUGGCAAGGGUGCAAAAGGCUUUGGCCCAGGCCGAGCUCUUAAGGCUCAAGGUCAUGUGGAUGCAGGCUUCACAAACAAAGUUCAGAGUGGAAAAGGAGCAGAAGUGCAGUGUUUGUCAGAGAAACCUUGCAGCUCCACAGUUCGCCCGUAACAUGCAAGGUGAGCUGAUGCACACAAGCUGCACUGGCUACUCUGCAUCGUAAAGACAUUGAUACACCGGUCUAUUUCCUGUUUUUGCACUAUAUGUCUCUGCACUGUUGAGAAUCAUUUUUACUGAAUAAGUAUCUGCUUUCUACCUGAUCAUUUUUCUAGAUUAGACUGUGCCAUCGAUGUAAACUCUGUACAAGGAUUCAGUUCAUGGACCUUGGAACACACACAUUCUCUAAUUAGAUAAAAUAGAAUAGAUUGUGUAAAUAACUGGUUUGAAAAUGCAAAAGAGCAAGCAGUGCACUUUUUCAAGGCGGCACCUCUGAGCCAUUUCCUUGAGAGACUGUAGACAGCAAUAGCUAUAAAGUGAACUGUGGAGGACACUCAUGCGUAUAUAUUCACUGAUCAGACGGUGGUGUUCUGCUUGGAAACCACGUGUGGUCAACCUGACGACCAGAGAGAAUUUGACCAUCUUCCAAUGCUGUAUAUAUACAUCCCUGCCAUCAUGGUUUCCACUGUGUAUAUUUGUCUGCAUAAAGCAGGAAAUAGAAAGUCAACAACUGGACGUGAGACACUUUUAUUUUGAGCCCAUGCAUUAAUAUACAUUUAUGACCACCCAAUAUAAAAAUCACAAUUACAGGUUUAAAAUGAAAUGCAAACAAGUCGAGGAAGUGCAGAGUUGUGGGUCUUUUAUUUCAUAAACUAAUUUUACAAGCAACCACAUGACAUGUUGGUGCUGUGUAUGGAAUAUGAAAUCAGCGGCUAUUUUACCAACAUCAACCCUGUAUCAUUAGGAGGCAUCAUAGAUGUGGAUCCCAAAUAAUAACACACAAACUCCACUGUGUCCACAUGUACACUGUGGAAUCUUAUGAAUAAACUCAAACACAUAUUAUUAAGUCAGAUGACACAGUGAUGUAUUUGUCUAUUUCUGCUGUAAUUUUGUCAUUAAGGCUAACCAUAACUGUUCCUUUAUCCUGAUGCAUUUUGAGACAAGAGCUAAGGAGACGCCUAAAGGAGCUGGAACGACAACUUGUACAUUUGGCCAGACUGCUUGUAAGGAUUUUGGCUGGGGGUGACUCACUAAUUGCAAUGUAGAUAAAUAUUGAAUAAAUAUGUUGGAAGGGAUUAGGCCUA